Molecule: messenger RNA, 6662 nt
Organism: Meriones unguiculatus (Mongolian gerbil)
Lineage: Eukaryota; Metazoa; Chordata; Mammalia; Rodentia; Muridae
Gene: Cers6
Product: ceramide synthase 6
Exons: 11
Coding region: 148-1326 (392 amino acids)
Biological process (GO): ceramide biosynthetic process
Cellular component (GO): membrane
Molecular function (GO): sphingosine N-acyltransferase activity; DNA binding
Source: RefSeq, a predicted model, not a curated record
AGCGGCCGCGGAGGAGGCGGCGGCAGGCGGGAGCGGCGGCGGCGGCGGCACAGGCUCCGGGCCAAGCCAGCGUGCAUCGUCGGCGCCCUGUGCUGCGGAGAGCUCGGAGGAGCGCGGGAGGCGCGAGCCGCGAGUGGACAAAGCAAGAUGGCAGGGAUCUUAGCCUGGUUCUGGAACGAGCGGUUUUGGCUUCCGCACAAUGUCACCUGGGCAGACCUGAAGAACACGGAGGAAGCCACCUUCCCGCAGGCGGAGGACCUCUACCUCGCCUUCCCCUUGGCCUUCUGCAUCUUCAUGGUGCGGCUCAUCUUCGAGAGAUUCAUAGCCAAACCAUGUGCCAUAGCCCUCAACAUCCAGGCCAAUGGACCACAAAUUGCCCAGCCAAAUGCCAUUUUGGAAAAGGUCUUCACUGCCAUAACAAAGCAUCCUGAUGAGAAGAGAUUAGAAGGGCUCUCCAAGCAGCUGGACUGGGAUGUUCGGAGCAUUCAACGCUGGUUUCGACAAAGACGCAACCAGGAGAAACCCAGCACCCUGACCAGGUUCUGUGAGAGCAUGUGGAGAUUCUCCUAUUACCUCUAUGUAUUUAGCUACGGAGUCCGGUUCUUGAAAAAGACCCCUUGGUUGUGGAAUACAAGACACUGCUGGUAUAACUACCCUUACCAGCCACUUACCGCUGAUCUUCACUAUUAUUACAUCCUGGAGCUAUCGUUUUACUGGUCUUUAAUGGUUUCCCAGUUCACAGAUAUCAAGAGGAAGGACUUCGGCAUCAUGUUCCUGCACCACCUCAUAACAGUCUCCUUAAUUACCUUUUCCUAUGUCAACAACAUGGCGCGAGUAGGAACCCUGGUCCUCUGUCUCCACGACUCAGCCGAUAUUCUGCUCGAGGCUGCCAAAAUGGCAAACUAUGCCAAAUUUCAGAGAAUGUGUGACCUCCUGUUUGUCAUGUUUGCCAUGGUUUUUAUCAUCACACGGAUGGGCCUGUUUCCUCUCUGGAUAUUAAAUACCACGUUGUUUGAGAGCUGGGAGAUCGUCGGCCCGUACCCUUCCUGGUGGGUUUUUAACCUGCUGCUGUUGCUACUAGAAGGCUUGAACUGCUUCUGGUCCUACUUGAUUGUAAAAAUAGCUUGCAAAACCGUUUCAAAAGGCAAGGCUGGGAAAUGGGACCCUUUACAUGUGUCCAAGGAUGACCGGAGCGACAUUGAAUCUAGCUCAGAUGAUGAAGACCUGGAGCCUCCAGGGAAGAAACCGCACACUUCGACAGCGAGCAAUGGAACCAGCGGUACCAACGGGUACCUCCUAACUGGCCCCUGUUCCAUGGAUGAUUAAUCACCCAGAACUCUAAGUCCUGAACAAAGUGAACUGUUUGUUCCUGGAAGUAUUUAAUAAGUUGCAAAUGCAGUUCGUCUCAUGAUAUCUCAUCACCAGAGACAAAAAAUUAGGAUUCUCAAAGCAUUUUGAAUAGUGUACUGCCAUGUGUCCCGUCUGUGAAUGAAGAAGAAAUCCCAUCCUCUCUGUGUAGGCUGUAUGUAACUGACAUAAGGGAACGGUAUUUGCAUUUGUCUUAGGAUAUUAUUUAUUAUUUUUUAUUUGUUUGUAAGUCUGUGGACAAAUGAGGAUCCUUCACUCCUUUUACUCUCUGGGCUCAUGCCUGACAGUGAUGAAGAUGGCCCCAUCUGUGUCUACCAUUUCUCGUGCUGUUGUCCAGUAUGCUGUGAGCAUCAACUUAGCUCAUCACUCAGAGCAAGUAGAAACCCAUGCAAGACCUUUGCACAGCACCCAGUAGGUUGGCUCCCUUUCUGUUCUGUUGGCGCCCAUUUUAUAAGGAAUUAAGUUUGUCUCUUAUGCACAAAUGUGGGAUUUCUUUGCUGUUGUAGAUGGUUGGGAGUUGACCUUGUUGAUAACUAAGUUACUUGCCCUCUGGUGAGGCCAGCGUUCUGAUUCUGAAACAGUGUCACUUGCUUAAGCUCACAGAGAUGAAAGGGCCCACCUCCUGGGGACUUGCUUUGUGUUCUGGGACUCGCAUAAGGACAGCCACUUUACUUCAACCAGAUCUUGCCAUGGCUCCUGCUGUACUAGCCAACUCUUCUGUCCUGUCGUGUAAAAAAGAGGGAGCCAAGAAUGUCCUGGGUUGGGGGGGGGGAAGUUCUGUAGGAAGUAGCAAAGAUUCCCUUCCAUGAAAAGCACUUUAUUGCAACCAGCUUUCAAGAGAAAGCCCUACGUAGUAUUAGACUUGUUUUUAUUUUGCUGAGCAAAAUAAAUCUAGUGGGAGAAAGACUGUUUACCCUUUGCCUUUCUCCUUCAAAACAUCCCACAGUGGCUGUCCUGUUGCUAGAAGCAUCAGCCCCACGCUAUGAGUCCAUUUUAUUUACUGCUCUGAAGGUUCGUGUGGGCUCCUGAAAAUUUUUAUUUAAGCUAUUCCCAGAAAAGCAGCAAAAAAAAUCUACCGGGACAAUGGCAGUGACAACCAUGAGAAAAAUUACCAAAGAGAAGUGUGUGAGCCCUCGUCCCCCGGGGCAUCGUCCCUGGUGUGUGGCUAUGGAAACCACACAGCUGAGCCAAGGAUUUUUAUCUCAUCUCUUCUCUAGUAAAAAGGGAAUAAAAUGGGAUUGCAGACACUCAUAAGCCAAACAUCACCUACAACAAGAAUGCAAAACAAUCAGGGCACAGAGUACCCAACAGCAAAAUGCUACCAUGCACGACUGUCCUGCUCAGAAUCAUCCACACUCCAUUUGAUUUUUUUUUUAAUUAAAUCUUCAAGCCCAUACUUGGAAGCCUGUAAAUGAAUAGUUAAGAGAAGACUCUCAAAGAAACAACCCCCGCUGCAAUAUCAGAUCUUUCUCUAUCUAGUUAUAAAACAGUAUUUUCUGGUAUGGUCCACAUAAUAAUUUUAAGAGCUUGGAAACAUGUCUUACUUGUUACUGUGGAAGACAGUGCAUCUAACUGUGUGUUCUGAGCCUUGCUGAUUUAUUAACCAAAACAUAACGCAUCUAGGAGUGGAACUUGGAAGUGUUUGAGUUUGAGAGAGCAGUGAUAAGACACCAGAGGUAUUAUUAGUAUAGCCAGGACAUUUGCUCAGAUGCAAACGGGUGAAAAACUAUAGCAAUGUUGAGAAGGUGAAGCUUUCUCUUCAGCUAAGCUAAGGAGCAUACCCAUCUCACGCUAGUGUCUGGGCACAUCCUCCCAGAGGUGAGACAAAUCUGAGAAGCAUCAUGUAUCUGAAUUUGAACCUUGUGAUACUCUUUAGCAGAGAAGAAUUUGUAAAUUCAGAAGAGGUAUAUAGAAUGAAGAAAAUUGACUCUGUCCUAAACCUUGUUUUCCACAGAAGUUACUGUGGAAGAAGGCCAAAGUCAUGCUUUCUGACUGAUGCCAUUAGCUUGACUCGGUCUUCUACAUACCUGUAGGUUUUUGUUUUUCAUUUUAUAGUCUAGAGAAAAUAAUUCUGUUUGGCUAAUUGAAAUGAAGUGUGUAGGCUUUUUCUGGGGUAGAAUAUUAAUAUCUUUCUCUGCCGUUCUCCCAUAGUGACCAGAUAGGACUGAGAACGGACGCUGUGUGCGAACUCUUACUCCCCUCCCCACCAGGGCCAGGCCAUAGCUCUCACAAGUCUGAUUUGUAAAUCCAGCUUUAGGAUAGUUCUGAGUGGUGUUCUCGUUAAUUAGCUUAGCCUGUGGUGAUGUCUCCUUCCUCCUGGUUGCAUUCAGAUUUCCCAGGGUACUAAGGUGUGUGUAGAAAGGACUCUAGAAGAAGUAAAUUUUAUAGCUUACCUAGAUUUAGUGGGGGUGGGGAGGGUAAAGUAGGAAACCAAUAGAACUUGGCCUUGAGUCAAUAAAUGAUAUAGCCAUGUGUGGUUUAUGUGUGUAUAUGUAUGUUUCUCAAAAAAAACUGGUAAAACCAAAUUAUCACUGAUCAUUAUCAUAUUCUGUUUAUAUAAAAGAAAUACAUUGACCAUGUACUAUAGAAAUGUUCCUUCUCUUUUGUUUUGCUUUGUACCAGCUGAGAAUAGCAAAACCCCUUCAGCCUUUUAUCCACAGAGGUCCCUGAGACAGAACCCAAGUCCUAGAGCAUCUGUUGCCAUCGCCCAUAAGCCAGACCCAGUUCAAAUCCAGUCUCAUGGAUGUUGAGAGUAGAGAGUAACUGUAGGGAUCAGUAUUGUGGGUCAUUCAGGAGUUUGUUGUACAGAUGCAAAUGGUUGCCAUUUAACCCCAGGUUCCCAAUGCCUGCUCAACUACCAGAUGGAGGGAUAUCCCAAAUUCCCAUCAGAUUGUGCCACUGGCAUCUAAUGGAGAUGAACAGGGCAGCAGAGGCAGGGACCAAGCACCGUCAGGUCAGAGCUAGAGCCCAUGUGAUAGGUGAGUCUCCAAAUGUUAAAUUCUCACCUGAGCAGUCAUACACUUAGCAACAGCGCUGCGGCCGAGGGCAGGCUGCAUGGGCGUGCUAGCAUGGCCCCAAAAGAUGAUGACACAGCCCAGGCACAGAGAAGCCACGCUGUCUGCCUGUGUGUCAGUCAUUCAGUGAUGCUCACAGGAUGACAAAAUCAGCUAGGGGCACCGUUCUCAGAAUGCGUCCGUUGUCGUGUGACCGGACUGUUCUUGGGAAAAGUUUGAGUUUGAGCAAACCGAAUGCCUUCCCUUCAUCUUAGACAGAAAGGUCUGACUCUUCCACCUUGCGUUUAAAACAAAUCUCAUUGUUAUUUGGGCUAAGUGAAAAUGAGACUGGAUUGCAGUUCACCAGAGUCUUUGCUGGCAAGCUCUUCUGAAGGUAUGGGCACCCUUGAUUGUCUCCAGCCCAUCCAUCAGUUUGCAUUAGUAAUCAUUUGGGGAGGGGGUGGGAAUUAAUGCCAAAGUUGCCCAGAUAUGAGUAUUUUUUUUCUUAAUUUGAAGUAUAAAAGUAGUAUACAAAGUUACUCCGAAGGUGUGGAUCAGUUUAUCAGGUCCAUUUAUCAGUAUGGGAGGUGAUGUUAUUAUCUCCAGAGAGGCCCCAACACCUUUGGAAAUGGACAGUGACGUGUUCGCGUUUAUGCGGUAUUGGCAGUGUUAAGGCUCCUGCUUGGUCACUUUUCUUGUCUUUGACUUACUUCUGCUUAGCAAACAGGUCAUUAUAGCCCUGAAAUGUGUCUAACAUCCAAAUGAGAAAAAUGUCAAACAAGAUCAAAGUGAGCCUGACAGGGAAGUGACCAUGCGGUUCUUAUGUAGCAGGAAAGAAAUGAAGAGGGCUCUAAUUAUUACUGCACUUGGCUUCAAGUACACCAUCCCUGGCAGAAGCAACUGUAAAAGUCCCUAAAGACCAUGAAAUAAGACUUCUUUUCUUAAAUGUAUUCUUCUCGGGAUCAGCUUCUCUUGGUGAGCUGAAAUGGUGCCAUUCUCCAAAUGCUAUAGACCAGUUAGCAACAUCCCACCAAUCACAUUUUAGUUCUACAAACUGAAGGGCCCCUCUUUGCCUUUGUGUACAUAGCACUCACUCACCCCUAGGGGGCACCAAGCAGAUGUGAGGGAGCCCUGGCCAAAGCUCUUGAAACUCCUGUAACCAAUACUCAAAGGCGGCCACUUUUCACGAAGAAGAUCGUAUUGACGAACAAAAGUCAUCGUGAAUAAUGAAAUCUGUAGCUGCCCCAAUGAAAACCUUCACCUCUUGCAGGCUUCUGUGACUUAAUUAAACCCAAAGCACUUGAAAGGAAUGCAUUGGUAGAUGGGUGCGUUGAGAGGCCACCUACUCUAAGAAACUGAAAACACCUCUGCUGAAUUAGAUGAAUUAGAUGAAUUAGGGUGAAUUAGAUCUGCGUGGACUUGGGUAUUCUCAGCAUUUCCAGGAAGUAAUGAGGGGGCUCCGCUUGCCUGGAGUCAGUCUUUUCAUCUCAUUCACUCACCGUCGUUUUAGGCUUCUGGACCUCUGGUAAAAGAAGGCCAAAUGCUGUCAUUUCUGCUUUCCGUUUAUUAAUGACUUUGAGAUCAGCUCUGUCCCACUUUCCUGAGGUGGGAGGAGGCCAGGCCCAUGUACAUCGGCCUCUUUACCACAGGCCCUCGAAUGAUUGGCUUCCUGUAUUGUGUGUCGUCUGGGAACCAAGGUACAGCAGUACUAGUUUGUGUGUUCAGUGAAAAAAAUAAAAAGAUUUCAUUUAUAUUUUCCUCCCUUUUACCUUUAGUAAAUGUUAUAAACCAUCUGUAAAACUGUCCUUAAUGUGAAGAUUUUUUUUUUUAAUGUUAGCUACAAAGCUCUAGAAUGGUUGUAUUAUGAUUCUGGAACUUUCACUCAAGCUUAAUUAACAUAAAUGUGGAAAACAGUCCAGUUUGAUUUCCCCUAUGCUCACAGUUUUCAUUACUCCUUUGCCCAAGUUUUAGUCAUUUACCCUCAUGGCCUUUUGCUAUCAUAGAAAAGGAUGUUGGUUAAUCUGGGGAUUUGUUUCUGUUUUCAGGCUUUCAGUGGGGAAUAGGAUAGGUGACAGAACCUCAUUAUUUUUUUUUUCUAAAGACAGUUCAAUGAUUGAGCAUCUGUCAGAAGUGGAAUGGUGUACCAUUAGCCAAUUAGAAUACUCCAUGUACUGUUACUGUGUUUUGCUGAUUUUUAUAUGGACAUAUAAUUAUUCGUUCUUGAUCUUUGGAAGUAAUUGUUAUUAUGAGGAUCAUUUUACUUUGGAAACACUUUCAUAAUAAAGAUAAGCAUUAAGAGUA